Fibroporia radiculosa is the source of this 1515-nucleotide messenger RNA. RefSeq lists its product as uncharacterized. NCBI's taxonomy places the organism in Eukaryota, Fungi, Basidiomycota, Agaricomycetes, Polyporales, Fibroporiaceae. Gene Ontology annotation, cellular component: cytosol. Gene Ontology annotation, biological process: pentose-phosphate shunt, oxidative branch; pentose-phosphate shunt. Gene Ontology annotation, molecular function: phosphogluconate dehydrogenase (decarboxylating) activity; NADP binding. The record is from RefSeq and is a predicted model, not a curated record. The transcript is spliced from 6 exons. Bases 1 to 1515 code for a protein of 504 amino acids.
AUGUCACAACCAUUUUCCAAGAUGGGCGUUGUAGGCGCAGGAUCCAUGGGCUCUAAUCUGGCUAUGCUCUUCACCGAAAACGGCCUUCAAGUGUCCAUCUUCGACGUCAAACCCGAAAAUAUAGACGCUCUUCCGACCGUCUUCGAAGGCGGGCUCGACGCGAAAUACCGCGACUGCAUCACUUUGUUCAAAGAGUAUAAGCCCUUCAUGGAGAGCCUCGGUGGCACUGGCAUGCCCAAGCUCCUCGUGUUCAGCAUCCCCCACGGUAGCGCGGCCGACAAGAUCAUCGAGGACAUCCGCGACCACCUCGCCGAGGGAGACAUCAUCCUUGAUGGAGGCAACGAGUGGUAUUUAAAUGCUGAGCGUCGUCAAAAAUACCUUCAGCCCCAUGGCGUCUCGUAUAUCUCCAUGGGUGUUUCGGGAGGAUACCAGUCUGCUCGUCGUGGUCCUUCCAUUUCACCUAGUGGGGACAAGAGGGCACUUGAUUCAGUCAUGCCAUUGCUAGAAAAAUUUGCCGCGAAGGAUCCAAAGACGGGACUGCCAUGCGUUGUGAAUUUGGGACCGGCCGGUUGUGGACACUAUGUGAAGAUGAUCCACAAUGGUAUCGAACAGGGUAUUCUAGGUAUUGUCAAUGAAGCCUGGGAGUUGAUGUACAAAUGCCUCAACAUCGAUUUGGAUACUAUUUCCAAAAUUUUCAUGGAAUGGGGCUCUGAAGGCGAACUGAAACGUAAUUUCUUGAUCAAUAUUGGAGCAGAAAUCUGUGGACGUCACCACCCGAACAAUCAUCCGAGUCACGUCCUGAACGAGGUGCAGGACAAGGUCGUACAAGAUGCUGAUGAGACGGAAGGGACCGGAAUAUGGUCCGUUAUGGAAGCAACAAAACGUCAUGUCUCUGCACCUACUAUAGCCAGCGCCCAUUUUUUUCGCAUUGCGUCUGCGGAUCGGGCCCAGAGGCUUUCUGUUGUUGAUAAUCUUGGGGAAUCCCUCGGUGCAGCCAGGAAACAACAAGUCGAUGAGGUGUUCUGUAAAGCAUUUGUGGAAGAUCUCCGCCUCGCCGUAUAUUGCGCAUGCCUGGCGUCGUUCGCCCAAGGGCUCAAUUUGAUUGCUCGUGCUAGCGCGGAUGAAGGCUGGGGUGUGGACCUCGCGAGUUGCAUCCGCAUCUGGCGAGAGGGGUGUAUCAUUCGUUCCGAAUACAUCGCUGACCUCCUGCAGCCGCUUCUCGAGAAGGAGUGCAAGCUGACCAAUAUACUCACACUAAGGCCUGUCGGAGAGGAGGUCCGGCGUACGUUGCCGGCACUGAAGAAGGUGGUUGUCACAGCGAUCGAAUGGAACGCACACAUUCCUGCGUUGAGUGCCAGUCUUGAGUACUACAAGUAUUGCGCCGGAAAGCACCUGCCAAGCCAGUUCAUGGAAGCAGAGAUGGACUACUUUGGCGCGCACUCGUACGAUCUGAAGUGCGAUGGGCCGGGUGAGGUCAAAAAAGGACAACACCACUUUGAGUGGAAGCCGGCGUAA